Messenger RNA from Leptinotarsa decemlineata (Colorado potato beetle), 1719 nucleotides. RefSeq names its product cyclin-L2. Lineage: Eukaryota; Metazoa; Arthropoda; Insecta; Coleoptera; Chrysomelidae. Gene Ontology annotation, biological process: regulation of transcription by RNA polymerase II. The record is from RefSeq and is a predicted model, not a curated record. Gene Ontology annotation, molecular function: cyclin-dependent protein serine/threonine kinase regulator activity.
GUCGAAUUGUCGUCCAUUUUGUCUUAUUUCUUGGACUUCGACAUUUUCAUUCAGUAUUCAGUGUUUCUAAUUGUGCUUUGUGCUUGAUAUCCUAUUGAAAAUUUGUAGAGGUUUUAAACAUGGGAUCGACAAAAAGCGAUCCUUUACCAAAUAGUGUUAAAAACAAUGGGACAGCUUAUGGAAAAGUAGUGAUCACUUUAAAAAAUCAGUUGUUGCCCGAGGAAAAGCUUUCUCCAACACCAUCACAAUUGGAUGGGCUUGGUAUGGACACAGAGACAGAUUUGCGUAUUUAUGGUUGUGAAUUGAUUCAAACUGCUGGAAUAUUGUUGAAAUUACCUCAGGUUGCAAUGGCUAGUGGGCAGGUUCUUCUGCAGCGAUUCUAUUACUCCAAGAGCCUAGUUCGUCAUCCUGUCGAGCACACAGCAAUGGCUUGUGUCUGCUUGGCUUCCAAAAUCGAGGAGGCACCAAGGACAGUCAGAGACGUAAUCAAUGUCUUUACCCAUAUACGACAAGUCAACUCGAACAAACCAAUUCAGCCAGUUAUAUUGGACCAGAGCUACAUCCAUCUAAAAAAUUUAGUUAUCAAAGCUGAAAGGCGAAUACUCAAAGAGUUAGGAUUUUGUGUCCAUAUAAAACACCCUCAUAAGAUCAUCGUCAUGUACCUUCAAGUUCUGGGGUUCCACCAUCAUCAAAAAUUGAUGCAAUACUCCUGGAAUUAUAUGAAUGAUUCAUUAAGAACUGAUGUUUUUGUUCGCUAUCAGCCAGAAACAGUUGCGUGUGCCUGCAUAUACUUAACUGCCAGAAAAUUGAAACUACCUCUACCUAAAAAUCCUUCAUGGUUCUCGAUCUUUGGGGCAACUGAAGAAGAUAUUCGUGAUAUAAGUGUUAGGAUAUUGAAACUUUAUAAUAGACCGAAGGCAAAUAUUGAAAGUUUAGAGAAGAAAGUUGAAGAUCUCUGUGAGAAGUACAAGUCUGCCAGAGCUAAGGCUAGAGGUUCAGGAAAUGAUACUCCAAAUAAUACAGAUUCCAGUCCCAGCCAACAAAAAACUACAGGAGCUCACAAUGCAUGGGGAGGUUUUAUUAGUCGUUCUGGAAGCCAUAUUGCCCCUCCGAUCAACGAGAAAAGAUCAAGGUCGAGAUCAGCCACACACUCACCAGACAACAAACAUCGAAAAAGAUCCAAGAAGCAUAGGUCACGGAGUCGAUCAACUACCAGUAGAAAUCAUAAAAAGAGCCAUAAAAGGAAAAGUUACUCUAGGUCCAGGAGUAACACACCUCCUCCAAAGAAGAAGAGGGAGAAGAGAAAAUCUUCUAGAUCACCCAGCAAUGAUAGAGACUCAAAGAAUGACAGGUACAUUGAAAGAUAUGAAAAAUAUGAAAAAGACAGGUACAAGGAAGACAGAGAUCGCUAUUCCGAAAAGGACAAAUAUGAUGAUAAAAAGGAUAGAAAGGAUAAGUAUGAUAGGGAUGAUAAGUAUAGAGAUGAUAAAUAUUCUCGAGACGAAAGAGAUAGGUAUAAGAAGUCAAAACACAGAGACGAAGAAAAGGUGGAGAGCAGGUCGAAAGAUAGGAGGAGGUGAAAUACAAAAUAAAUAUGUAAAUUAAAAUGCAUGUAAAUUAGUUUUAGAAUUUAGGACCUAGGUUUUCGUGUCUUUUUUUCAUUUUAUGAAUAUAUGUACAAAUCAUUGUAAAUAAAUAUUUUUCCAAAUGUUCUUUUAA